AUUUGGAGUUUCUUGUUCACUUUUGCAUAGAAGAAGACGUUCAAAAUGGCGGAGCGUGGCUACAGUUUCUCUCUUACCACAUUUAGCCCCUCGGGUAAACUGGUCCAGAUUGAGUAUGCGCUGGCAGCUGUAGCAGCAGGAGCUCCUUCAGUUGGCAUCAAAGCAACUAAUGGAGUGGUUCUGGCUACGGAGAAGAAGCAGAAGUCCAUUCUGUAUGAUGAACAGAGUGUCCACAAAGUGGAGCCCAUUACCAAACACAUAGGCAUGGUCUACAGCGGCAUGGGACCCGACUACAGGGUUUUAGUGCGACGAGCCCGGAAGCUGGCACAGCAGUACUAUCUGGUGUAUCAGGAGCCCAUCCCUACAGGCCAGCUUGUCCAGAGGGUGGCCUCUGUAAUGCAGGAGUACACACAGUCUGGUGGAGUGCGUCCAUUUGGUGUAUCACUGCUGAUAGCUGGUUGGGAUGAGGAUCACCCAUACUUAUUCCAGUCUGAUCCUUCUGGAGCAUAUUUUGCAUGGAAAGCCACAGCCAUGGGAAAGAACUACGUCAAUGGAAAAACAUUCCUUGAAAAAAGAUAUAACAAUGACCUGGAGCUAGAAGAUGCCAUUCACACAGCCAUCCUUACAUUGAAGGAGAGUUUUGAGGGUCAGAUGACAGAGGAGAACAUUGAGGUGGGAAUCUGCAAUGAGGCCGGGUUCAAAAGGCUCACCCCAGCAGAGGUGAAAGACUACCUGGCAGCCAUCGCGUGAACACACCCUUCCUGAUGGGCCUCCUGGCCACAUUUCACAACAGAUUUAGCAGCACAGUAGCCAAUAGACACAAGAAGCAAAAGAGUAUGCCCACAAUACCAUCACUAUAACGAAGACAGAGACACUAAUGAUCAUCAUUACUCUGUGUCUACACAAAUGUGUUUGUAUUUAAAGAAAUAAGAACAUGAAUUAGGCUUACUUUAACAUCUACUCUAUUAAUAUCAUAGGUGACAAUUGGCUGCUGUGCAAACUAAAAGAGUUUUGGGCUCUGACAGAAAUCUCAGGUCUUCCAUUGAAUCUUCAUUUUCUUAUUGCCUAAUACUUUGUAAAGGCGGUGUGCUGAGUUUUCAGACACAUCACUUUUACAUAAUAAAUUUAGCUAAGAACAAUAUUUAAAUAGUAAUCAGACUUAUUAGAGGUCAUGGCAAAUUAUUUCCCUCUAAUCCAGCAAAAUAUUUUUUUGUAUCUGUGCCCUUAGCAAUAUUAAGUUGCAUAAGAAAAAGUAAAGUAUGGAAGAUUCAGUGGCUAGCCUUGAGAUUUUUACAGUCAGGAUCUGGUUGCUGUACAACAGUUUUACAUUAUGUACUCCUUUUUUCAGGCUUGUUCCUAAAUUUGUAUUUCCUCCACUGUUAUGUGUCACUUAUUCAAAUAAAGAAUGGCGAACUGUU
This is a messenger RNA of Girardinichthys multiradiatus, 1418 nucleotides long. RefSeq names its product proteasome 20S subunit alpha 2a (gene psma2a). The transcript is spliced from 8 exons. Lineage: Eukaryota; Metazoa; Chordata; Actinopteri; Cyprinodontiformes; Goodeidae. Gene Ontology annotation, biological process: ubiquitin-dependent protein catabolic process. The record is from RefSeq and is a predicted model, not a curated record. Gene Ontology annotation, cellular component: proteasome core complex, alpha-subunit complex; proteasome core complex. The coding region runs from base 46 to 750 and encodes 234 amino acids.